AGGAGAAGUUUGGGAAGCAUGGAGGUAGAGUGCUUCUGGUCGAGGUCCAGGCUGACCUGGGAAGAGAGGGAGCUCCAAAGUUGAGGAACGGUGCAGCUGCAUCUCCCCUCCAAUGUGCUGGGGCAUCACAUGCGUGCGCAGUGACACGAAGUAAAAUUUCUAUCCAUUUUAUUUCAUAUUCUCAUUGCCUCAGUACUAUGAGGUGGCCAUGCCAUUUGCAGUGAGUAGCUCCCACCAAUGGUAGAAGUUGAUCGGUGGUUCUCAGACUUUUUAGACUCAAGGCACCCCUCAGAAAAUGCCAUCUCUUAGCUUUUACUUGCUUUUUGACUGUGGAAAAAAAUAGAGUGAUUUUCUGUUGCAAAGAACUUGGAUCAUCCCAGUCAGAAUGUUUGUGACCCUAUGGAUUCGUGUUUGAAAUCUCUGGUUUAUCCUGUGAAUUAUGUGUAGAGAUGUUUGGCCCAACUAAGAGUGCAAAUAUUAUAUGGCAUCUUGUGACAUCCUUAAAAGGAUCUCACUGGCACCCAGGGUGCUGUAACACCUUCACUGGUGUAGAUUGUCACUUGGAAUUUUUACUUCUCAUUUAACUCUGUUCAGUAGAGAAACACUGGGAAGUUUGGCCACAUUGUUUUCUUAAUGAUACCAGCCACACAAUAAUCAUAAUACCUAGCUCUUAUACAAAGCAUUCAAGAGGUGUAUGACUGUGUCCUUGAUAACACUACUUUGUUUAAAUAAAUGUAAAAUAAACUGAAAAGGAGAAGAGACUGCUCUUCUAGAGAUCUUUUUUAAGUGUAAUGACGGUGUGAAUGUGAGAAGAUUUUGAAAGUGGUUAGUGAGAUUUUAAUUGUUCUUAUUGCAAGAUUUUGCUAAGUAAAUACUUUGCGUAAGAGUGAAAAGCAUGUGUAACAAGGUAAUUUUGGCAUAAAAUAGGAGUAUGACUAUAUGUCAUGCAACAGUAAUCUAAAGGAAGGAAAUGUGUUGCUUCUCGUUGUUUCAUCUGUUUUAUUGCUUUUUGCUACGUGUUUCUUUCACAAAGCAGCAGCAUGAUUUUAAAUGUCUUACUGAAUCGCAUUGUAAAAAUCCUCCGUGUCAGGAAAGAGAUUAAAAUCUGCUUUAAAAUGAAUCCGUCAAAACAGCUGAGGGAGUCUCCCUGCCAUCUCACCUAGAAAUUUAAUAUAAGUGUUAAUUAUAUGGAAAAGGGGUUCAGGAUUGUCUUUCCUCAGUCCAGUAACCAAGGCAAUGAUCCUUCCAUCUGCUCCAUGUGAGCAGUGCUUUGAAGCCUAUACAAAUCAGUAGUCACAGGAGUACGUAGUCCCAUUGGCUUCCCCACGUAACAAUGAAGUUUGAAAAAUAUAAUCUUGGACAAUUUUGCAAAUGAAUAGUUUGGAAAUCUUUGAAAUACUGAAUAAGUCAUAACAGCUUUUGGGCUGUUUUUGCAGUAGUAGGUGCUGGGUAGGCCCCAUUUGGCAGGAAACAUAAAAUACUGGCGACAGUGAAAUUAUUGAGUUUUGUGAUUUCCUUAAAUUGGACCUGGAUUUCUUUCCUGCUGUCUUUGUACUGUGGUUAGCACGCUGAGGUCCCAAUUGUGAUGGCAUGCUCCUGUAAUACAAACACUUCAAGUGCAAUAAAAAGAAGUAGUAAAACAAGUAAUGCAGGGUGCUUUACUUUCUUUUUCUUCUUUGCUUGCUUUUUUGAUAAGGAUUUUCUGCCCUUACAGGUUACUUCUUUUUCAAAACGUUUACAAAACUUAAUAAUGAUGUCAAUAUAUUUAAUUGCUAUUAAUUAGUGUAUGUUGGAGGCAUUAGGAAGCUAUAUGUUGAAUGAUUGCAGAGGCAACCAUUUCAUUUCCUCUCUGGAGUAAAUUAGUGAGUGACAGGAACAGAAACAGAAAGGGAGUGUGUGCCUGUGUCAGUAGCGAUGAACUAUCUCCUUUUCUUCUGCUUUUAUGGAAGGGACACACUGAGCAUUGUCAUUUUUUACUUCUGAAUUGUUUUUGCAUGUUAGAAAGCAGAAGCCAAGACAGUGUUCUUAUGAGACUUUUGGAGAGAUUUGGUUUCUUGGCAGAUGUGUUAUUGCCUGGUGGUUACUGAAUACUUUUUGUGGAAAUGGCAAACAGAUUAUUAAUAUUGAACAUUUGCCAUGUUUAAGGAGGAGAAGUGCUGAAACUGCAUCUCCCAUAAUGCACAUAGGUUUUUUAUAGCUUGGAUCAGCUGACCUGGAUUGUGACACCGUCUUUAUUUCCUGUCCAGCAUGAAUGGAAAUGACUUGUAUAUACCAGUAUCUUUUCUUUCCUUAGUCAGGUGAUUUAAUGACUUUUGACCAAAAUCUGAUUCAGAGCAAUGGCCAAAAAGUGAGCUGACUUACUGGCUCGAGUGGUGGAAAACUACUUCUUUCUGGGGGAAGCAAUGUCACGAAGUAAUAUACUGCAGUCUGCUCUGUUAUCUUCAUAUUGAAGCAGAACUUAAAAGAGAUCUUUAAAAGAAAACUAGAGCUUUUCCAGGCAGAAGCUGACAACUUCUGAAGAAAAGACAAAAUGUCAUCUGAAUCGAAAAAGCUUUUUAACAUAAUUAUUUUAGGAGUGGCUUUUAUGUUUAUGUUCACUGCCUUCCAAACAUGUGGAAAUGUUGCGCAAACAGUUAUCACAAAUUUAAACAGCACAGAUUUUCAUGGCAGUGGCUAUACCAGCAUGGCCAUUAUUUAUGGAGUGUUUUCUGCAUCAAAUCUCAUUUCACCUUCAGUGGUUGCUAUAGUAGGACCGCAAAUCUCCAUGUUUGUUAGUGGUAUAUUUUAUAGUGCAUACAUUGCGGUUUUUAUCCAGCCUUUCACGUGGGCCUUCUACACUGCUUCUGUUUUCAUUGGGAUAGCAGCUGCUGUACUUUGGACUGCACAGGGAAAUUGCCUGACAAUAAAUUCAGAUGAAAACACCAUUGGGAGAAAUAGUGGAGUAUUCUGGGCACUUCUACAGUUCAGCUUGUUUUUUGGAAAUCUCUAUAUAUACUUGGCUUGGCAAGGGAAAACCCAUAUAUCAGAGGGUGACCGCAGAACCGUCUUCAUCGCUCUAACUGUUAUCAGUCUCGUGGGCACGGUUCUGUUUUUUCUGAUUAGGAAACCCGAGGAGUCAAAUACUCAUGAGGGGGAAGAUUCCACUAAUGAAAACCUUGGGGAUGCCUCGUCUUCCCAAAGCAAAAUGACGAGAGCAGUGGAUGCAUUUAAGAGAUCUAUGAAGCUUUGCCUCACCAAAGAGAUUCUGCUUCUUAGUAUUACAACAGCCUAUACAGGUCUGGAAUUAACAUUCUUCUCUGGAGUGUAUGGGACCUGUAUCGGUGCUGUGAAUAAAUUUGGCAGUGAUGAGAAAAGCCUCAUUGGACUCUCUGGUAUUUUUAUUGGCAUAGGAGAAAUUUUAGGUGGCGGAUUCUUUGGGUUAGUGAACAAGAACAAUCGUUUUGGCAGGAACCCAGUUGUGAUACUGGGCAUUGUGGUCCAUUUUGUAGCCUUUUAUUUAAUCUUUUUCAACAUGCCAAAUAAUGCCCCCCUUGCUUCCAUUGAGGGGACAAAUGACCAAGCUUAUAUGAAUCCAAGCAAAGAGUUAGCCAUUUUUUGCAGUUUCCUUUUGGGGCUAGGAGACAGCUGCUUUAACACCCAACUGCUCAGUAUUUUGGGGUUCCUUUAUUCAGAAGACAGUGCUCCAGCCUUUGCCAUCUUUAAGUUUGUCCAGUCCAUCUGUGCUGCAGUUGCCUAUUUCUAUAGCAACUACCUGCUUCUUCAGUGGCAGCUUCUGAUCAUGGUGGUGGUCGGGUUCUUUGGAACAAUAUCUUUCUUUACAGUGGAGUGGGAAGCACCAGCAUUUGUUGCCCGUGGCUCUGAUUACAGCAGCAUUUGAUCCAGGUGUUCCAUCAGUCUGAUGUGAGCAGAUAACUGCACUCCUUUUUUUUUUAAAUGACUUGAGAAGGUAAAAAGAUAAAACCACAGAGGCCAGGAUGAAGGAAGACUGUUAAACCUCUGUCACUGUAACCAGUGGGAACAGCCACAGUGAAACAUGGAAAAACAAAAUGCCAAAAAUUAAAAGGCUCUUUUUCUUGUUUUAAUCAACCAAUGUCAAUGUGCAGGUUCACAGAAAUCAGGUAUUAGAAAAUGGAAGCAAAAAUGGGGAUCUGUGCAUUGAAAACAUUUAUUCUGAUGCAUCCCUUUCUUGAGUGCCUAUUUCUCUGUCACUCUUUAUGGAUGUGCACUACAAAGAUUCUAGUUUCAUUCCUCACCUUUUAAAUUAUUUUGUUUUUACAUAGAUCCAAGUUCUACAAACGCUUUUAUUAUAAAAAUUCCUCCUGUAUGUGAGUGAUAUUUUGUUAAAUACAUUAUGUUGUGGCACAUGUCUACAUAUAUGAGAAACUAGCCCAUGCCAAGGACUUCUGUGGCAAUAUGAUCUUUAGAAGUAUUCUAGAGGGAACUUUUUUCUUUCUGAUUCUGUGCCUCUCAGUUCCUUGGUUCUUAACUAUUUAAGUUUGUUGAUAUGCUAUUUUAUAUCUUAUAAUUUUAUGGGGGCUCAAUUUAAAAAAAUAAGGAGAGGUUGCAUGUUAUGGGAUGACGUAAAAGAUUUUACAAUAAUCUGAACAAUAUUUUUCUACAAGACAUGGUCUGCAAAGAAGCACUUGAAACUCUCAGUCAUAUUCAUAGGUACUGAGAGCUUAGCAUCACUCAGGAUGAAGUUGUAGAUUUGCUUGCCUUCCAUAACUUCCUCGAGAUAACAGUAUAUGAAGAACCAUAAAGCCAUGGCUAUCAUUCCACAAACAUUUGUGCACCUCAGGUUUCCUUCUGAAUUCAUUGGGAUUACUCACAUGCUUAAUUAUUCAGGUGUGUAAGUGCAAUAUUGGGGCCUAUGUUAGUUUUACUGUUAGCAAAGACAUUUUGUGAUUUUUUUUUUUUUCCCUCUCCCCCAUACACCUUUUUACAGCAUACUUGGAAUCAGUCAAAAUACUGUAAAAUGGCCCCUUGUUACUGCAUGCGCAGCAUCUGCUCAUAUGUAUCAGGAAAUAAUAUCUGAAAAACUGACUGAUAUAAACCAAUUUUAUUAUUCCAUAUAGCUGGGGAUGAUUCUUCAGAAACAAAGCUAGCAGCAGAGUUUGAGAUAAUGUAGGCACCAGAUGCAACACAUCUUUUUUUUUUUUCCCCUUUUUAUUUACCUAGCUGACUUUGUAGUACUUGCAGUUAGACUUUUUGACUGCUAAGUGAAUUUGAGGCAAUUUGAAACCCAAGAGAGCCUUUUAUAGUAUCUCUCUUAGUUUUAACCAUCUCCUACUUUCUAGCAAUGUUUCGUUUAAACUACAAGCCUUUUUGAGGCCACUUGGCAUGUUGACUUCUAUUUUAAAAGAAAGGCAAAAAAGUUGAUUUUUAAACCAUGUUUCAGUCGUCCCCUUCCCCCCCACCCAACCCUCCUCUGGUCCCCCAUCUCCCCGCAGUGUAAAAAAUUACUUAGGUGUGUUUGGAAGUUGAACUUCUGUGGAAAUAAGGGAAUCCUGUGCCUUUCUGCAUCUCUGUCAAAGUGGCGAGUCUCUCAGUCAUGAGUCAAAAUCCUCACAUAGCACAAUCAUGUCUGUGCAGUUAAAUGGCACAACAACACUGAGUUUCUCUGAGUUCACCCUGAUUUUCUGCUGUGAGGUCAGAAAAUAUUAAUAGGAGGAUUAAUGAACCUCUGAGUGUUUGUCAGGGAAGGAGAUGAGUUAGGAGAUACAAGAAGCCUAUUAUAGGUCAAUUUUAGAAAACAUAAAAGGGAACGAGAUGGAGGAGAAUAUAAAAUAGAGGGGUCUAACAUAAUCAUUCUGAUUGUUCAAUUGAACUGAAAGGGAAUAUUCAGGACAUGGAAUCACAUUGACUCAAUCUAUAUAAUUGAUGGAGCUAGCUGUAUAUUAAUUAGUUCCUCAGAUCUACUCCUUUUAUUCAGUAAUUUCAAAUACAGUAUUUUUACACAGAUACAUCAUAAAAAAAAUUGGGAAAUCUUCAGUGAUUUGUUAUUUUCUUAUUUAUAUUUUCUUCAAAAUACCAGAAGGGAUAAAGAGCUUUAUUUUAAGAUACAGAUACAUUUACCUUUUGCCCCUUUUAAUAUUCUUGGGGAUCUGUUCACCCCAACACAUCAGCAACAGAAAAAAGACUUUAAUUACCUAAAGCCCAUUAGGAGCAACUCUGUAUGGCAAUAUGUGGAUGAACAAAUUGAUUCUUAGGUAAUAUGAUGAUGAGUGAUUUACAGAUGUAUUUAAAAAUCAUGCAAUUUCAUUUUUCCAAGGUAAUGAUUCUCAUGAGAUUUGCUUUUUAAAAUGGGUGCUUUUAUUAAAGGAAUUUGUGUGUAAUGUUCACCUGGGACUUAUGCUUUAGUAGAGUGUAUCAGGAAGAAUCUCUUCAUCUCUAUGCUUGCACAGUUUCAGCAAGUACCAUGGGCCUAAUAUUCAGAGGUUCUGAAUACCAACAGCUUCUUUUGAUGGAAGCUAAAGUUGUGGGUCCUGGGUACCUUUUGAAAAUCAGAUUUGUUAUCCCUUCCUGAAGAAGGAAAGUACCUUUUUCUCUCUUGCUGCAGAGAGGAGGACAUGGACCAAUGGCUUAAAGUUGCAGCAAAGUAAGUUUAGAUUGGAUAGCCAGAAAAACUUCUUCACUAUUAGACUAGUGACGCAAUGGAACAGACUAUCUAGGGCAGCGUUUCCCAACCAAUGUCCCGCGGCACACUAGUGUGCUGUCGGAUAUGUCCGGAUGUGCCAUGGAAUCUUGGGGAGGCAUGGCUCCCAGCAGGGCAUGGCUACAUCCAGUGCCCAUUACCACCCCCCUGCAUCCAGAUGCUCACUAGCCCCCUUCCCCGUUCCACAUCUGGCUGCUCGCCUCCCCCCUCUGCAUUCACCCAGUGUGCCAUGGAAUGCAAAAUGUUGGGAAAUGCUGAUUUAGGGAAGUUGUGGACUCUCCAUCACUGGAGGUGUUCAAGAAGAGGUGGGACAGCCACUGGUCAGGGAUGAUCUAGACCAGGGGUGAGUGAAACGGCAGAUUUCUCUGGCAGCUGGACUCCGUUUCCCAGCAGCCCUUGCCCGUGUAGCAGCCGGUUUCCAUGGAGACUUCAGCAGCACCCUGAUAGCAUAAGGUCAGGGUUUCCAUUGAGACCAGCCCCAGCAACACUGGCAAGGCAUACAGCUGGGCAGGGAGCUGCUCUGGGGCCGGGGCUGGGAUCUUGCCGCAGUGACAGUGUAGUCCAGAGCCAGAGCAGAGCUGUGAUCUGCUGAUUGCACACCCCUGCUUGGGCCAUGCGGGUAACAGUUCACAGCUGUGUCCCGGUUCCGGACCACGCCGUCACCGCAGCAACAUCCAGCCCCAGGGCAGGUCCAUGCCCAGUUGCGUGCCUUGCAAGCGCUGCUGGGGCUGGUCUCCAUGGAAACCCUGGCCCCAUGCUGUCAUGACACUGCCGCUGCUGGUGUUUUUCUAGAAACCAACUGCAGUGACGUGGGCAGGGACUGCUGGCAAAUGGACUCUGGUCUGGGCCAGAUUUUGCCCACCCCUAGCUUGGCAUAGCUAUGCCUAACUUCUACUGUGGGGAUUUCCCAUGCUUCUGGCUUUGCUGGUUUCUCCCACCCCCUCCCAUUCUGCUGCAUGUCAGGGUGUUUUUAAGCCUUCCUCAAAGGCACUGGGUCUUGGUUAUAGCCAAGGCUGGGGACUUUGACUGGGGUGUGCCAAUGUUUCUGCUGGGACCAAAGCCGGAGGUUCCUGGCUAAAGGGCUUUGCCCCUUUGCUCAGGGUCAAACCAAUCACCCUGCUUGGGAUCAGGAAGGGAUUUUACCUCAUGGUUCAGAUUGGUAUGGACUUUUGGGGGAUUUUGUCUUCUGUGGUCCUUUACCCCGGGACCUGUUAAGCACAUACUGACAGCAUUUCAUAGAGGCAGGGCAUUGGCUGUCCUGGCUCCCCUGCUUUACCUGUGGCAGGUUAGGGUGUUAGGUCUGUGUUGUGUCAGAGUGGAUGGUAGUCUUAUGUAGAGUUUAUAUUGUGUUUUGCACAGGAUGGUUUGGACAGGGAUGAUCCUGCCUCAGGCAGGGGUUGGACUAGAUGACCUCUGGAGGUCCCUUCCAGCCCCGCUUCUCUGUGAUUCUGGGAUUCUUUUGCUUGAACUGGUUCAAUGCCAGCUAUGUAAAACACAAGAAGGGUUGUUUAGACUACUUGGCUCAUUCAAGUGAGCUGUUAUUGUCCCUGUGAGAUGAAUCUUAUAAGAAACCUGUAGCAUUCUUCAGCCAGCAUUACAAGUGCUCAACAUUUUAACUAUUAACUAUAUAAAUAUAAUUUUUUGAUUAAUUUUUCCCCCACAGAAUAAAGGCUUUGGUUCUUCAGAAAACCAUAUAAUACAUGACUGCAUUUAAACUUGCAGCCUAAUUCCUGUGGAAUAUCGGGGCAUGAGAAAUGCAUCCAUCUACACAGGAUAAUCCUUUCCGUCAUAUGCUUCUGGUAUAACAAUUAGCGGUAAAACAGAUUAACGCUUUCUAUAUCUAGUUGUCAUCACAUGUCUUGGACAGCAUUUCUAAAUCUAUCAUCAUAGCUAUGGGCUUGUAUUAACAGACAACUUUGAAUAUACCUAUUCAUCUUUUCUCUUCUGAAGAUUGAUUCAACAUCCUGGAAACAGAGUGUUUCAAUGGGAAUUGGAACAGUCCUUGUUGUUAACCCCAACAAUUUAAAUGUAGAGCUCUCCUGCUUUUGAAGAGAACCUUUCCAACAUAAAGUAGCAAAGCCAUUUCUGGAGCCCACAAACCAAGUCAUGAACAAUACAAAGAAAUACAUUUUUAUGCCCUUUCUUCUUUGUGUUAUAAUUGAGGCUUUGGCUUCUUGAACCGUUACCUCCCCACAUUCUCCAAAUGUCAAAGCCCUUAAGAGGAAGUAAAAACUUUAUUUUCUUGACAUGUUUAAUGCAUUAGAGCUAACUUGAAGUCUUUUUCUCAUUUAAAAAACAUUAGAGCACAAAUAAUUGUGUCUUGAGGUCUUGCAAAUCUUCUAAAUCUGCCAAUAAUAGUAACAUUGGUGGAAAGAGCAUGUGUUGAAAUCUGAAUGUCUAUAAUCCUUUGUCAUCGCUAACUGGUAUGUUUUGGUUUGCAUUGUGUUAAUUUUAUUGAGUAUAAUAUACAUGAGGAGGUUGGAAUAAGAAGGAAAACUGCAGUGUGUUCUUUUUGCAGAGACUUGUUCUACACUUAAAAAUGUUGCUGAUAUAGCUACAUCUCCUAGGACUAUGAUAAAAAAAAAAAAAAUCAUAGCACUAACUGACCUAGCUAUUCCAAAAGAAAUCCUAAUUGAGACACAGUUGUAACAGCAAACAAAGCUCUUCUGCUGCUAUAAUUUAUUCAUUUUGGGGAACUGUUUUACACUAUAUCAGGGAAAGAAUUUAUACUGUUUACAUUAGUUAAAUCUCUAGUAGGGGUGUUUUGCUGGUAUAGCUGAAGUGGUAAACCCUUUUAAGUGAAGAGCAGUCCACAUGCAGGACCAGAUACUUAGCUGAUGUAAAUUGGCAUAACUCCAGUUGACUUAACUGGAGCCACAUCAGUUUAUUUCAGUUGAGGAUCUGGACUACAAUUUGUACUUUUUUUUAAAUGGCUACCACUGUGUUUGAAUGGUGCUAAUUAACCUUCCAGAAGUCCUUCUAUAAGCUUGUCUUUACUAUAUAUAGAAGACCUGGUUGUGUUUUGAAAGAGCUGUCUAUGUAGCAUGAAGUUUAAACAGCUUUGAUGUCAAUAUAAACAGGACCUGUCAUAUUUAACAUCAUAACAAGAGGCCAAACAUGAUUGAUUGAUUUAUCCCUAUCUACAAAAUCAUAUUAACACGGUGUCUCAAGGUCAUGUUUAACAAGAACUUGCUUUCUAGCAUAGACUAGUCAAAGUUACAAGACUGUGUCUACACCUUUUUUGGAAUUCUUGGAAACCCACAGAUGCUAGCAACAGUGAAAGUAGUGGAGACCAGCACUUUUUACUGUCUCUUCAAUUUAUGUGGACUUUCUGUUGGAAAACCACCUUUAAUGAUAGAACUUCAGAGAUGAAGCGCAGCAUAAACCAGAACUGCUUUACAAAAUACUUUGCAUUUAGACAUUAGUUUGAUGUAGGGACUGAAAGUGUUAGUUGUUUCCAUUUCCAAUUACACAUUCAAAGGGGAUGCAAAACCUAAUUUAACUUCAGAAAUUAUCUGAGCCCCACUGUGAAGCACUAAUGAGCAAGUAGUGGAAGACAUCUCCCCAGGGGUAUAGGAAUGCCAUAGAGAACAAAUUUGGAAAGGGAGAGAAUGGUUCAGAGAGAGCAAAUAAGGAGAGGCUGUUGCACAAUGAAAAGGACAAGUUUGGGUAAUUAGAUGCUGUUGGCAUUAAUUCAGUUUGUUUGCUUCAUUUUUGUUCUGCUGUCUAAAUUGUUAUUUCACAUGUUGACAAGUCCUCCUCCAAGCCAUCCUUUCUGUUUUGUUUAUGUUUUGAUGUUGUGCAGAGGUCUUAUUAACAUUGGUUUAAGUCUUUUUUAUGCUAAUAAAAAGGUGUCUUUAGGUUAUAAUUGAUGUCACAUUAAUUGAAAGCAGACCCACGUGAUGACUGUUAUAAUGAAGACACUGAUUGUAAGUGAGUGUAUCGAAUGAAAACAGGCUCCUUACUAUAUUUCUUUUGUGGUUACAGCCAGGCAAAUAAAAGUGAAUCAUGGCCAAUA
Messenger RNA from Alligator mississippiensis (American alligator), 10673 nucleotides. It is a transcript of the gene MFSD11, whose product is annotated as major facilitator superfamily domain containing 11. The transcript has 14 exons. The coding region runs from base 2531 to 3877 and encodes 448 amino acids. The record is from RefSeq and is a predicted model, not a curated record. Lineage: Eukaryota; Metazoa; Chordata; Crocodylia; Alligatoridae.